AUGGUCGAAAACACUGUCAGUAAUAACAUUCAAAAUAUUGUUCAGCAAACUGUUGAUCAAAGAAUGGAGAGUUUAAAUCAGAACCCACCAGAGUGGUUCACUAACCAAAUGCGUGAAUUAAAGGAAGACAUGGAUUCUCGCUUCAAAAUGUCCGAGUACAAGCAUGCAUGUUUAUACAAUAUGGUCCGGAGAAUGAAUGGAAGUCCAGCUGCUCCCGUUCCGUUCUUGAAUGUGGAAGCUAUGCUGGAUGAGUUNUCCCCAAUUGGCUCGGUUGAAGAUAUUGACUCAUUGAGUAAACAAGAAUGCCAAACGUACUUGAGAGCAUACAAUGUUGAGUUUCAUCCAAAUGAGUCUGUCAAAUUAAAAGGAAGGUUAAGAGAUGCAAUAGGUUUAGCAACUCCUUAUGACAGGAAGUUUCAAUUCAGAAAUUUUAUAUAG
Debaryomyces tyrocola is the source of this 438-nucleotide messenger RNA. The record is from the annotation of a GenBank genome assembly. Lineage: Eukaryota; Fungi; Ascomycota; Pichiomycetes; Serinales; Debaryomycetaceae.